UUUCUGGUCUUUCUCCCGAGUAUUGCGCUCCGUCUCUCUCUCUCUCUCUCAAAAAUUUCAAUGUCGUUCUUUAAUAACAACUCUCUGGAAGGCGAAUCCACCACCACCCAGAUUGAGAACACUACAGAUGUCAAACACCCACAAGGUCAACCUCACUGGUACUCACCACAAGCAGGAAUUUACCAUAGCAAACACCCUCCUAUUCACCUCCCAACAAACGCAUUUCUUGAUGUUGUUUCCUUCAUCUUCUCAAAAACCCACAAUGGUGUCUCAGCUCUCAUCGAUUCCACAUCUGGGUUCACAAUCUCUUACUCUGAGCUCUACCCACUUGUCAAAUCAAUGGCCUCUGGCCUCCACCAAAUGGGUAUUUCACAAGGUGAUGUGGUUUUGAUUCUCUUGCCCAAUUCAAUUUACUUCCCUGUUGUUUUCUUUGGUGUUCUUUACUUGGGUGCAAUUGUAACCACCAUGAAUCCUCUCAGUAGUCUCUCUGAGAUAAAAAAGCAAACACUUGACUGUAAUACAAUUCUUGCCUUUACUGUCAUCAAUGCUGUUGAAAAGCUUAAUGCAUUGGGUAUUCCUGUGAUUGGGGUCCCAGAAAAUAUUGGCUCUGAUUCUACCCAGAUUGGUAGUUCUGAUUUUUACAAGCUCAUUUCAAGCAAUCCCAAUUGGGUUCCAAGGCCUGUGAUUCAUCAUCAAGACACCGCGGCGAUUAUGUAUUCGUCGGGCACUACGGGUACUUCCAAAGGGGUUGUGUUAACACAUAGGAAUUUUGUGGCAAUGAUUGAACUUUUUGUUGGGUUUGAAGCUUCUCAAUAUGAGUAUAUGUGUACUGAAAAUGUGUAUUUAGCUGUUUUGCCAAUGUUCCAUAUUUAUGGCCUUUCACUAUUUGUGAUGGGGUUGUUAUCAUUGGGUACUAAAAUUGUUGUGAUGAGAAAGUUUGAUGCCAAUGAAAUGGUGAAAGCUAUUGAUAUGUAUAAGGUCACCCACUUCCCUGUUGUGCCGCCGUUGCUGACAGCACUGACAGCCAGAGCUAAGAGUGUCGGUGGAAGUGUUUGCAAGAGUUUGAAACAGGUUUCAUGUGGCGCGGCUCCAUUGAGCAGGAAAAGCAUCGAGGAGUUCCUUCAGAUUCUCCCUCAUGUUGAUUUCAUUCAGGGUUAUGGCCUUACUGAGUCAACAGCUGUAGGAACCCGUGGCUUCAAUUCUGAAAAGCUUCAUAAUUAUUAUUCAAUAGGACUUCUGGCUCCAAACAUGGAAGCUAGAGUGGUAGAUUGGGUUACCGGUUCAUUCUUGCCUCCUGGAAGGAGUGGUGAACUUUGGUUAAGAGGACCUGCUAUUAUGAAAGGUUACUUGAAUAAUAAUGAGGCAACUGCAAUGACAGUUGAUGAAGAUGGUUGGCUACGUACAGGAGACAUUGUUUAUUUUGAUGAAGAAGGGUACUUGCAUAUAUUUGAUCGGUUGAAAGAGAUCAUCAAAUACAAGGGCUUUCAGAUUGCUCCUGCCGAGUUAGAGGCUGUAUUGGUUUCCCAUCCAGAUAUACUUGAUGCUGCAGUAACUGCAGCCAAGGAUGCAGAAACGGGGGAGGUCCCAAUGGCUUUUGUAGUCAAGAAGCCUGGAGUUCUUCUUUCUGAGGCAGCCGUAAUAGACCAUGUUGCUAAACAGGUUGCACCAUACAAGAAAGUGAGGAAGGUGAUGUUCACACAGUCGAUUCCGAAGUCAGCGGCUGGAAAGAUUCUCCGAAGGGAACUGAGGAGCUUGACUUCAAGAAUGUGAGAACUAUUCAGACAGGCCCAGCUCCAAGUUGGUAGAUUAUAUUUGACAAAGGGAAAAACUGCAGAUGGUCAAAGCAUAAGCACAUUUAGUUAGAUGGCAUUCUGUCAAUUGAUAUCACGGGCCAAAUUUUUUUUUGGGUGUGUAGUGUUGAUGAUGUAUGAUAUCUUAUAAAAGUUUAUGCUGCCAUAUGUACUUAUCUGAUCAGCAUAUUUGUCAAAAUCUAAUGAGCUUAGAUUUGUAGAAUUGAUUAUAUUGUGGUUGAAAUGGAGGGACAAGUUCUGCUAAAAUAAUAGUGCAAGGAACCCAGAAGGUUCUAAAUACAUAAUAGGCAUAUGUGAGGCAAAAAAUGUUCGCAUCUUGUAAACAUGUUUACAUUUAUAGAUAUGAAUGCAUGUGUCACAUCUGUGCAUUCUGCGUUUGAAA
Messenger RNA from Camellia sinensis, 2193 nucleotides. RefSeq names its product AMP-dependent synthetase and ligase family protein. Gene Ontology annotation, molecular function: CoA-ligase activity. NCBI's taxonomy places the organism in Eukaryota, Viridiplantae, Streptophyta, Magnoliopsida, Ericales, Theaceae. The record is from RefSeq and is a predicted model, not a curated record. Gene Ontology annotation, biological process: ubiquinone biosynthetic process. Gene Ontology annotation, cellular component: peroxisome.